This is a messenger RNA of Eremothecium gossypii ATCC 10895, 741 nucleotides long. RefSeq names its product proteasome core particle subunit alpha 1 (gene SCL1). Bases 1 to 741 code for a protein of 246 amino acids. The transcript has a single exon. Gene Ontology annotation, biological process: ubiquitin-dependent protein catabolic process. Gene Ontology annotation, cellular component: cytosol; nucleus; proteasome core complex, alpha-subunit complex. NCBI's taxonomy places the organism in Eukaryota, Fungi, Ascomycota, Saccharomycetes, Saccharomycetales, Saccharomycetaceae. The record is from RefSeq and is marked provisional.
AUGAGUGCUGCAGGGUAUGAUAGGCAUAUUACGAUCUUCUCGCCCGAGGGGCGGCUGUACCAGGUCGAGUAUGCAUUCAAGGCAACGAAUCAGACCAACAUCAAUUCCGUGGCGAUCCGCGGGAAGUCAUGCACGGUCCUAGUGAACCAAAAGAAGGUGCCAGACAAGCUACUGGAGCCAUCGACAGUGACUUAUUUGUUCCCGAUUGCGAAACAUAUUGGGAUGUGCGCGACGGGCCCGAUUGCCGACGCACGCAAUGUGGCUGUCCGGUGCAGAGCCAUGGCGGCCGAAUUCCGGUACGAGUAUGGCUAUGACAUGCCGGUGCAUGUGCUUGCCAAGCGCUUUGCCAACCUAUCGCAGACGUACACGCAACGAGCAUACAUGCGGCCGCUGGGAGUGGUGCUUACGUUCAUUUCCGUGGACGAGGAGGAGGGGCCAUCCAUCUUCAAAUGCGACCCUGCAGGCUACUACACCGGCUACAAGGCCACUGCCACGGGACCCAAGCAGCAGGAGCUAAUCACAGCGCUAGAGAAGCAUUUUAAAAAAUUGCAGAAGGACCGCCUGGACGAGGACAGCUGGGAGAAGGUUGUCGAGUUCGCCAUUGGCCAGAUGAUCAACUCGCUAGGGACCGACUUCUCCAGCAAGGAUCUGGAAAUAGGAGUGGCGGUGGCAGGGAAGUUUUUCGUGCUGAGCCAGGACCAGGUCGAGGAGCGGCUGGUCGCAAUUGCUGAGCAGGACUAG